Molecule: messenger RNA, 1569 nt
Organism: Saprolegnia parasitica CBS 223.65
Lineage: Eukaryota; Oomycota; Saprolegniomycetes; Saprolegniales; Saprolegniaceae
Exons: 1
Coding region: 58-1479 (473 amino acids)
Biological process (GO): amino acid transmembrane transport
Cellular component (GO): vacuolar membrane
Molecular function (GO): amino acid transmembrane transporter activity
Source: RefSeq, a predicted model, not a curated record
AUCGGCGACGCACACCUCCUCCUCUUCCAUUACUUGACGACGAUACUGCGCCCGACGAUGACAUUCCUCACCAACGAAGAUAUGAAGAUGUGCUUCUCGCUCUUCUGCUGCGUCUGCGGCGUCGGCUCCUUGGGUCUCGCCGGCAACUAUGCCCGCGCCGGGUACUUUGCCGCGUCCAUUGGCUUCAUCUACAUGGCGUCCGCCAACACGUUUGCCACGUGGUGCAUCUCCAAGGUGCUUCUCGCCGCGCCGACGUCGGUCUUUACGUACGGUGACCUCGGCGAGUGGUGCCUCGGCAAGCCCGGCCGCUGGAUCUCGACGUUCGCGCACAGCAUCCUCUGCACAAUGCUUCCCAUCGUGUACCUCGUCCUCGGCGGCACCAUGCUUGUCGUCCUCUUCCCGAGCUCGUUUGGCCAAGCCACGUGGAUCGUCUUGAUGGCCGUGACGCUCCUCCCGGUGUGCCUUGUCCCGACGAUGAAGGAAGGCGCGGGUAUGGCGCUUGCGGGCUCCCUCGGCACGAUCCUUGCCGACGGUAUCGCCGUGUACCUUGUCAUUGUCAACAUGCACGACACCAACCCGACGGGCAUCUCGCCGCCGACGCCCGAGAUCACGUUCGAGUCGGUCACGACGGUCUUUGGCAACCUCGGUCUCGCGUACGGCUGCUGCAUCAUUGUGCCGUCGCUCCAGCGUGAGCACACGGAGCCGCACCGCAUGCCGCGUGUGAUCCUCGUGGCCCAGGCCAUCAUCUCGAUCUUCUUCCUCCUCGUGUCGCUCCUCGGUGUCUUCUCGACGGGCUGCCAAACGCCCGGUAACCUCCUCUUUGCGAUCUCGGGCUCGACGCUCGGCUUCACGGCGGACCGCGGCCUCGUCAUCCUCGCCUUCAUGUUCAUGCAGCUCCACGUGACGAUUGCCUUCUCGGUCAUCUUCUUCCCCGUCUUCCAGAUUCUUGAGCGCCUUAUCCUUGGCCUGCACAAGGAAGAAGUGCUUGCGAUCGAAGCCGACAUUGAAACGCCGGCCGUCGAUGGCGUCGCCCCCGGCCACUACCUCGACUCGAAGGGCGAGAUGAAGGCGAUGCACCUCGUCGACCCCACGGCCGCGUACAAGGCGCCGGGCGCGUACCUCAAGGUGUGCAUCCUCCGCAUCGCCAUGAUUGCGUUCUGCUGCGUCGUCGCCGUCAUCUGGAAGGACCACCUCGGCGCGCUCAUGGACUUUGUCGGCGCGUCGACGUCGACGAUCGUCAACCAGAUUCUGCCGCUCACGUUCUACCUCAAGACGUUCUGGCCGACCGUGUCGCUUCCGACCAAGUUGAUCUCGAUGUUCAUCAUGAUCAUCUCGGCCUGCCUCGGCGUGUACGUCUCGAUCAACACGGGCAAGGAGCUCUUCUCGCCGGCGGUUGUCGACCCCAAGAUCCUCUUCCCGCUCUGCCCGGCCAAGUUCCAGGAAGUCGUCUUCACCAACACGACCUUCUACAAGUACUAGGCGCGACAUCGCGACCCUACCCUCCUGUGUCACUAGUUUUAGUUAGUCUACGUAACCCCAGAAACAAAUCCAUCAUUUUUAAGAAAAACA